Procambarus clarkii (red swamp crayfish) is the source of this 1890-nucleotide messenger RNA. RefSeq names its product pre-mRNA-splicing factor RBM22. Gene Ontology annotation, cellular component: Prp19 complex; U2-type catalytic step 1 spliceosome; U2-type catalytic step 2 spliceosome. The record is from RefSeq and is a predicted model, not a curated record. Lineage: Eukaryota; Metazoa; Arthropoda; Malacostraca; Decapoda; Cambaridae. Gene Ontology annotation, molecular function: metal ion binding; U6 snRNA binding; pre-mRNA binding.
GUGUGAAGGGUGCAGGGGUAGUGUAGUGGUGGUGAUGAGUAAUGUGGAGAGAGACUACUGUAGGAGGAGAAGGUGUGGGGCCCCGGGACGGUCCUGUCGUACACUGAUUUUUCGCACUCCACUUCCUCAGACUUUCCAAUUCUAUGCCAGACGUGUCUCGGGGAUAAUCCUUAUGUUAGGAUGAUGCGUGAUAGAUAUGGGAAGGAAUGUAAGAUCUGCACCCGUCCCUUCACAGUCUUUAGGUGGUGCCCUGGUGCACGAAUGAGAUUCAAAAAGACAGAAGUAUGCCAGACUUGUGCUAAGAUUAAGAAUGUUUGUCAGACCUGCUUGUUAGACCUUGAGUAUGGUCUUCCUACACAGGUACGAGACUCUGCCCUCAGCUUGACUGAUGAUAUGCCAAAGAGUGAAGUCAACAAGGAAUACUAUAUCCAGAACAUGGAGAGACAAAUGGCAGCUUCAUCAGAUGGCAGUACAGCAGGAGGGGCAUUAGGGAAAACCAAGUCGCACUCAGAAAUGCUCCUUCGCUUAGCACGUACAACUCCAUACUAUAAGCGAAACAGGCCACAUAUUUGCUCAUUUUGGGUCAAAGGGGAAUGUAAGAGAGGAGAAGAAUGUCCUUAUCGACAUGAAAAGCCUACUGACCCUGAUGAUCCUCUAGCCGAUCAGAAUAUUAAAGAUCGUUAUUAUGGUGUUAAUGAUCCUGUUGCUGACAAACUUCUUAAGAGGGCAGCAGCAAUGCCAAGACUUGAGCCCCCUGAAGAUAAAUCUAUUACUACUCUGUAUGUAGGUAAUUUGGGUGAUAGGAUUGGUGAAAAAGAACUGAGAGACCACUUUUAUCAGUAUGGUGAACUACGUAGUGUAAAUGUUGUGGCUAAACAGCAGUAUGCAUUUGUCCAGUUUACUACUCGGUCUGCUGCAGAGCUAGCAGCUGAACGUACUUUUAACAAGCUCAUUAUACAGGGUCGACGCCUUAAUAUUAAGUGGGGACGAUCACAAGCUAGACAAGGAGGAGUAGGUAUUGGUGGUAUUGAGGAUCUUGAAGGUGACGAUACUGCUCCUCAACCUCUCGAACCUGUACCUGGCCUUCCAACACUUCCUCCGCCACCUGAAGAAUUGCACAAUAACUUUUUCAAUUUACCUUCAACAGCUGCAAGCAUACCGUUGCCUCCAGGCCAGGCUCCUCCAGCUGCUGGUGCUCCAACAAUACGACCUCCAAUGCCUCCAGGUCAUGCCCCACCUAGACCUCCUGCCCCUCCUCCUGGUAGUCUUCCUGGAGGGCCUCCUCCUUUGGGUACCCCUCUUGGUCCUCGUCCUCCUCCAGGUGUGCCUCCAGCGCCUCCAGGCCAUUUGCCACCUUUACAGCCUCCUCCAUUCUUUCCUCCUCAUCUUCGUGCACCCUUGCGCCCUCCUCCAGGGGUUCGUCCCCCUGCAUACUUUCCGCAGCCACCACCUAUCCCAGGUGUUGGGCCACCACCUCCCCUCACCCAUGGUAUUAUCCACUAUCCUUCACAAGAUCCUACUCAAAUGGGAGCUAAUCCUGAUAAAAAGUAGGCACUGUUUACAAUUUCUAGUGUAAACACUCAUUUCUAAUUUAAGAAAUUGUUUGUAAAUUAUAAAGAUUCUUAUAUAAGGGUAUGAAAGGUUUGACAGUGAAGAUCAUCUAAAGGUUGAGAUUCCAAUAAUUUGAUUUGGACUAUGUUAUGAAAUGUUUUAAAGAAAAUGUAAAUGUUCAUCUGAAUGUGUCACCGUGUUGUGUGCUAUAACAGAUGCAAGUGAAGUUGUAAAAUUGGUUACAUUUUGUAUAUUAAUGUUGAGUAAAGUACAUUGUAAAAAUUUGAUAUUUUUAUUUAGUACUGGAUUAAUUUAUCUAAUAAAUGUUACUGAGUUUUA